UCUCGGCUAGAGUCGGCUAGUUCGCGACUUUUGUACGCGGCGGUGGUGCGGGCAGAAUCCGCGAAGACAAGAGCGAGAUAAGGCUUCCGAGUCGAAUGGUCGGCCGAUCGCGGAUGAUUUGUCAGAGAUAGUGGUGGCGUGCGCGAGCACCCACCGUCAGCAGGACAGCGCAGCGGGAGGGUUGAGGAUCGGCCGACGAUAGUGAUCUCGGUCGAGAGAGAAAGAAAAAGAAAGAGAGAGAGAGAAAAAGAAAGAAACGGAGAAAGAGAGAGAGAAAGAGAUAGAGUGAGGGAGCGAAUCGACGUGAACCUUGCCACGCUCGCGGACCGGGGAGCCUCGGUGGCGGCGAUUUCGGCAGUGGUGGUGAAUUUCCGGUACGGUGUCGUGACGGCCGCACCGUCCCGAGGACGAUCGUCGACGUCCCCGUCGUCGUCGUCGUCGUCCGCGGGCAGAGUGCGGAGGCGGUCUUUUUUCUCUUGAUGGCGCGAGUCGACGCGUCGGGGUCGGGGAGCGUGCGUGCCUCGUCGAAGAAGCGCGAGACGGAACGAGCGACGUGAGAGGUGGCCGACGACACGCGCCACCCGAGCCAACGAGCAGGAGCAUCGGCCGAGAAAAAACACGACGACGGACGCCCGUACACGCAGGCACACCUACGUGCACACAUACGUACAUACACACACGCGCACGCACGCACCCGAGUGCGUCACCGCCCAUAUGUGAUGUGUCCCGUGCGUGAGAGCGAAUGAGUAAUCAUGUACUGUCAGGACAAGGGUUCGACCGCCUCCAAGAGCAAAGAGGGGCCUGUGACAAUGCGAGAAAAAAAAGGUGGUGCUCUCAGCAGAGUACAAAAAUUAAAAAAGCGUCUCAGUCAUAGUUUUGGACGACUUUCUAUAUCAAAAGAAGAGGCUGAUGAUGCAGCAACCAGAGGCCAAUUGCCAUACAAUGGCUAUUCUGAGGAGUUCCUAGAUCGCUUGGAGCCAAAUGGCAACAUACCUGUGGAUAAAGAUCGUCGUUAUGAAUGGACAGGUGUGGGUGACCAUGAGAGAGUGCAUCGGCAGCUUUCGGUUUCUAGCGAUUCCAAGCUUCUCGAUGAAGAUAUACGGGAAGAAGCUAGGGUAAUCCUGCGGCCCCGACGUCCACCACGGCCCAAAUCUGAGGUUUUUCUCGGCCCGGAUCCACCUAGAAGAACUAAAAGAUUCUCCGCUUUUGGGGGAGAUUCUCCGUUCGGUAAAUCCGAGGCUUAUAUAAAACUGGAGCAGUUGGGAGAGGGAUCAUACGCCACAGUGUUCAAAGGCUACAGCCACCUCACUAAUCAGGUGGUGGCUCUUAAAGAAAUUAGACUGCAAGAGGAGGAAGGAGCUCCAUUUACUGCCAUUCGCGAGGCAAGUCUCCUCAAAGAGUUGAAACAUAGCAAUAUCGUGACUUUGCACGAUAUUAUUCAUACUCGCGAGACGCUCACCUUCGUAUUCGAAUACGUUCACACCGAUUUGUCGCAAUACAUGGAGAGGUAUGGAACCGGUAACGGAGGAUUAGACCCGCGUAAUGUUAAAUUGUUUCUUUUUCAAUUAUUGAGAGGACUGGCGUACUGUCAUCGCAGGAGAGUCCUGCAUAGAGAUGUAAAGCCGCAGAAUUUAUUAAUCAGCGAAAUAGGAGAACUUAAAUUGGCAGACUUUGGAUUAGCGAGAGCAAAAUCUGUGCCAUCGCAUACAUACUCGCACGAGGUCGUGACCUUAUGGUAUAGGCCGCCCGAUGUUCUCUUAGGUUCCACAGAGUACUCCACCUCGCUCGAUAUGUGGGGAGUAGGUUGCAUAUUUGUGGAAAUGUUAACUGGUGAACCGACAUUCCCAGGUGUACGUUGUACGUACGACCAACUCGAUAAGAUAUUUAAAGUGCUGGGUACACCCACCGAGGAAACUUGGCCGGGUGUCACGCAUUUGCCCGGAUAUAAGGCACAUAGACUGUUAUUUUAUCCACCGCGGAAACUGGGGCUCUCGUUUCCCCGGCUCUACGACAUCGCCGAAGGUGAUAGUAUGGCGUCGUCGCUCCUGCAACUGAAUCCUGAUCAACGGAUAGGAGCGGAAGAAGCGUUAGCACAUCCCUAUUUCGCUUCUCUUCCUAGGAAAUUAUACGAAUUACCUGACGAAGUGUCGAUAUUCAGCGUAGAAGGUUGUCACUUGUAUACAAACUCGAGGCACGGGUGCGCAGAUUCGCGUCACACGACUCUUAAGACUUGAGGUUAAAGCAAACGUUAAUGGAGUAAAUUAUAAGUAAAUUCGCAAUUUACACAUUGAGUGAAAUGUUCAUUCGUAUGAGAGAUCCAUAUGUUCAGAUACACAUACACAAUACACACACACACACACACACACACACAUACACAGGCGCACAUGCAUUAUUCCUACAAGCGUGUUAUUCGCUCUCUCUCAGGGCUGCUCUAUGAUUUUUCACCUUGUUCUUUUCAUACGUAAUAACAAAAAAUAUUCUUUUCUCCUUCUUUUCACUUUUUUUUUUCUCGAGAAUAUAUACGUAUCGAGGAAAUUAAUUAUUAAUUAACGACGAUAAGUCGUAACUGGUCACACAAGGAAACAAGAAAGUAAAGCUUACGGCUAAAAGUAAAAAAAAAAACGAUUUAUAAAGAUUUGCGCACGCUCGACUUAGAAAGCAAAAGCACGCACGACCCAUCCUCGCACUUCGUCCAAAUAUUAGAUUUAGAUCGAUACCAAUCAAAAAGAAAAGAAAAAAAUACCAUACCGCCGCCCUACGUCCCCCCGGAAUCCCAGCCCAAGCCAAAUAGGGCGGGCGGUCGCUGGUUAGCAAAACUAUUACGAAAUAAUUAAUUACUUAUCUUAGAAAAAUUGUGGAAGACCUGUAGCACUCUCUAUAUAAAACAAACUUUACUGCUGCUGCUUUCGAGCAUACGAUGUUGGUCGCUAAGACAAUUGAAAAUAUUGAUAGAUAAAAUAAAGAAUCGUUGUUCGAUUUAAAAAAAUAAUUAUUAGAUGUGAUGAUAGCGAAUAAGAAAUAGAAAGCUUAGGAAAGACAGCGAGUCAGUAUUAGUCAAAUGCCGUAGUUGCCAACAUCGCGAGAUGCAGUCAAAGAAACUAACUGAACGCUCAUCGUCGAUAGUACCGAUGGUAGUGAUUUAGAUAUAAGUGAUUAUAGCGUUAGAUCGUAUUUAAUAUCAAUCGAAGUUUCUCGACAAUGUCGCAACGUAGCAUAAAUAAUGAUAGCGAUUCGAGAAGACGAGGGUUACGGGGUAGCGAUUUUAGACUCGAAAUUUCAUUUGUUCAAUUCACUGCUAAUUAUUAUCAACGUUAGCCAAAUGGUGCUCGAAUUAUAAAACUGACGUGUUUAAUCGACCUCGUACUCGUGACGUAAUUAUUUAACGAGUAUCCGAUUUUUUAAAAAGUACCGGAUAUAAAGUAGCGUUGGCAAUAGUAGAAAUAGGAAAACGUAAGG
Molecule: messenger RNA, 3456 nt
Organism: Camponotus floridanus (Florida carpenter ant)
Lineage: Eukaryota; Metazoa; Arthropoda; Insecta; Hymenoptera; Formicidae
Gene: Eip63E
Product: cyclin-dependent kinase 14
Exons: 7
Coding region: 753-2234 (493 amino acids)
Biological process (GO): protein phosphorylation
Cellular component (GO): nucleus; cytosol; cytoplasm
Molecular function (GO): cyclin binding; ATP binding; cyclin-dependent protein serine/threonine kinase activity
Source: RefSeq, a predicted model, not a curated record